AUGAGAAGACACAUCGUCUUCAAUAUGCAUUCGACGUUGCGUCUGAUGCAGCACUCGCUGCGAUUGACACUAUUCACCCACGAUCGUUGCUCACUGUGCGACAGCGUGAAGGGGGUGAUGAGCAAGGUGUGGGACCGCAGGCAUUUCGAGUACAAAGAGGUCGAUAUCUUGGCUCCCGAGAACAAGCAGUGGAUGUCUCUGUAUGAGCUCGAGAUUCCGGUGGUCCACGUUGAUCGAACUGCUAUGCUCGCCUCGAGCAACGGCGAAACGACUGCUGCUGCUCGCAAGCUGAAGCAUCGCUUUGCUGCAGGCGAGCUUGAGAAGGUCAUGGAUGAAGUUGAGAGGUCCUGA
Fulvia fulva is the source of this 351-nucleotide messenger RNA. RefSeq names its product Glutaredoxin-like protein C5orf63. The coding region runs from base 1 to 351 and encodes 116 amino acids. Lineage: Eukaryota; Fungi; Ascomycota; Dothideomycetes; Mycosphaerellales; Mycosphaerellaceae. The record is from RefSeq and is a predicted model, not a curated record. The transcript is spliced from 2 exons.